Schizosaccharomyces osmophilus is the source of this 1458-nucleotide messenger RNA. It is a transcript of the gene zip3, whose product is annotated as ER zinc exporter, ZIP family Zip3. Gene Ontology annotation, cellular component: membrane. Gene Ontology annotation, biological process: intracellular zinc ion homeostasis; zinc ion transmembrane transport. The coding region runs from base 1 to 1458 and encodes 485 amino acids. Gene Ontology annotation, molecular function: zinc ion transmembrane transporter activity. The transcript has a single exon. NCBI's taxonomy places the organism in Eukaryota, Fungi, Ascomycota, Schizosaccharomycetes, Schizosaccharomycetales, Schizosaccharomycetaceae. The record is from RefSeq and is a predicted model, not a curated record.
AUGUGGAUCGAAACUGGAAGGUGGAUUCGCUUGUUGAUAGCCUUUAGCUUUCUUCUUGCAGUGCAAUGCGUGCAAGAACCUUUGGUGAAGGGAGGGGAACGAGAGUCCAUGCUCGAUAUGGAGAAAAUAAAAUACUUUAAUUCUACGCGCCUUCAAAAAAUUAUGGAUGAAUUAGUCGAAAACGAGCCCUCUUUCUUAAUUGCCUCGAAAACGGCUGCUGACAUGAGCGACGUGGAGCGGAAGCAAACUGUACAAGAUCUAAAAACAGUUGCACAGUCCUUAAAAGAAAGCGACUCUCAUCUGGCAUCCUUGAAAGCAAGCAAGGAUACUUCUCUCAAAAAAGGGUUCUGGAGCAAGGAGACUGAUAACCAUUCGCUUUCCACAGACACUACAUUGUGUGCUUCGAUCAAAAAGAAUAUGGAAGAAUUUUUUUCUUUUGCACCUGGUGUAAAUGGGUUUCUUGCAACUCUUCUUACAGCCUUUCCACCAAACAUCUUUAUCCUCAUUGUGCCCAAAAACCUCAACACAGGUAUCUUAAACCUGCUUGUUGCCAUCUCUGCCGGAAGCCUAUUGGGGGACGUCUUUGGCCAUUUGCUACCAGAAAUCUACGAAAAAGCUGAAGAGGGUACGAAUGCUACUUCACCGACCGUAUCCGUAUUGGCAGGCAUUUUGAUCUUUUUCUUUAUGGACAAAGGUCUUCGCAUCCUUCUUUCGUCGAAUGGAGGCCAUCAUGGUCAUCAUCAUAGUCAGCAAAUCAAGGAAAAGAAAUCCGAAAAGAACGUGCCCGCAUCCUCCACCACACAGCAUGAACGCCUUGAUCCUUCUUCUCAUAAAUUACGAAAACGCCGCAGCAAUGACAAUCAUGCGACAUUGAAUGAUGACACCCCAACACAAGUAGAAAAAAAGAACGAGGAAGCGAAUGAAUCAGCUUCUUCCAACAAAACAAUUGCCUACUUAAAUCUAUUUUCCGACUGUUUCCACAACUUUAUGGAUGGUUUGGCCAUUACCACUUCGUUUUUCGCAAACACGUCCAUUGGCAUUACCACGACCUGCGCCGUGUUUCUUCAUGAAAUUCCUGCCGAAGUUGGCGACUUGGCUAUCCUAUUGCGGAAUGGGUAUACAAAACUGCAGACGUUUUCCUUUCAACUCAUUACCAUGUUUGCCGGCCUCUUGGGAUCCAUUACGAGUAUAUGGAUUCAUUCGGCUGCUCUCGCCUCUACUACAAAAGACGAUGCCACAUCUUUGUUGCCCCAAAGCUCGAUUGCCUCUUUCCUUUUACAAUUGGAAGACAAACUUUUGCCCUUUUCGGCUGGAUGCUUCUUGUACAUUGCUUGUCUAGGUGUUUUUCCCGAACUCCUUGAAUUGAACCAAGAGCAAAGCAAAUGUUCUCAGUUUUGCUAUACAAUUGCUUCUUCAAUUUGUGUAGUUGUUGGAUUCGUGUUUUUGGUCUAUAUUUAA